AUGGCUCCCGCGUCGCGCGCCGGGGCCUGGCUCCGGCCCUCCCGCCGCCUUCCAUCGCGGGCCCGGCUGCUGUGCGUCGCCCUCUGCUUCCUGUGCUGGGCCCCGGCGGCCGUGGGCGGCGUCCCCGAGCUCGGGCUCUGGACCGCGACGGUCAGCGAUAAAUCAGGACCGCUGAUAUUUAGGAAAACUAUGUUUAACUCUACGGAUAUCAAGUUUUCUGUUAAGUCAUUCAGUUGUUCUGGGCCUGUGAAGUUUACCAUAGAGUGGCAUUUGAAGUACCAUAUCUGUCACAAUGAACAUUUUGAGCUGGAAGACCUGUCACGAAACCAUGAACUUAGUGUUGAUGAAGACUUUUGUGGUCAUUAUUUCAAGAACAUUGAUUGUUGGACAACAAAAAAUGAAAACUUAGAUUGCAACAGUGAUUUGCAGGUGUUCCCUUCAUUGAAUAAUAAAGAACUAAUAACAAGUAACAGAAAUGUUUCACACCACGACAGAUCAAUGGAUAUUGUAGCCAGAACACAGAGAGAUGGGUUUCAUAUCUUUAUUGUUUCCAUUAAAACGGAAAAAACAGAUGCACAGUGGAAUUUGAAUGUUUCUCUUUCAAUGGUGGGGCCUCAUGGAUAUAUCUCUGCAUCAGAUUGGCCUUUAAUGAUUUUUUACAUGGUGAUGUGUAUCGUUUAUAUUUUAUAUGGUGUACUCUGGCUAACAUGGUCUGCCUGUUAUUGGAAAGAUAUAUUAAGAAUCCAGUUCUGGAUUGCAGCUGUUAUUUUCCUGGGAAUGCUUGAAAAAGCCGUUUUUUAUAGUGAAUACCAAAAUAUCAACAGCACUGGACUAUCAACUCAAGGUUUAUUGAUAUUUGCAGAGUUGAUAUCAGCGAUUAAGAGGACAUUGGCUCGCCUCCUUGUGAUUAUUGUGAGCUUGGGUUAUGGCAUCGUGAAGCCUCGGUUGGGAACAGUCAUGCACCGGGUGAUUGGUCUGGGGCUGCUCUACUUCAUCUUCGCGGCUAUCGAAGGCGUGAUGAGAGUCAUUGGGGGUUCUAACCACUUAGCUGUUGUUUUUGGUGACAUUAUUUUAGCAGUCAUUGACUCCAUUUUUGUAUGGUUCAUUUUUAUAAGUUUGGCACAAACUAUGAAGACUCUAAGGCUAAGAAAGAACACAGUGAAAUUUUCUUUAUACAGGCACUUUACAAAUACUCUGAUCUUUGCCGUACUGGCUUCUGUAAUCUUUAUGGUGUGGACAACCAAGACAUUUAGAAUUGCAAAAUGUCAAUCGGAUUGGAUGGAACACUGGGUUGAUGAAGCAUUUUGGAGCUUUCUUUUUUCGGUUAUCCUUAUUGUAAUAAUGUUUUUGUGGAGACCAUCAGCAAAUAAUCAGAGAUAUGCCUUCCUGCCCUUAAUAGAUGAUUCUGAUGAUGAAGUUGAAGAAUUCAUGGUAACAUCUGAAAAUUUGACUGAAGGGAUAAAAUUAAGAGUCUCAAAGACGGCUGCCAAUGGAACCGCUAAACCUACUACUUCUGAUAAUUUUGAUGAAGAUUUGAAGUGGGUAGAAGAAAAUAUUCCCUCUUCAUUCACAGAUGUAGCUCUUCCAGUGUUAGUGGAUUCAGAUGAGGAAAUCAUGACCAGAUCUGAAAUGGCAGAAAAAAUGUUCUCCUCAGAAAAAAUAAUGUGAUUGGGACCAGUAUAAAUGAGACUGGCUAACGGUGAAGGACUCACUUAAGGCUCAAAGAGAGCUUUGUUUUGAUAUAGUGCAACAAGUUUUUAUUGCAUCAUCUUAGAAAUCUGUAUAUUAAAAUUAAAUAUCCGGGUGGUGGGAAGGCCAUGCAACCCUUCAUAAACUGACUCCUGACUGUCAGUUUAAUGUCCAUUAAAUUGCCUGGAAAAUAAGGAUGAUUAUGUGAUUAGUUUUGCCAAGUGUGCACGUGUGUGUGUGCACACAUUUGCACAAAGCCCUUGUUUGCAAAUAUCACCAUGCACAUCAAAUCAUGGAGUUAGGUCUUCUCUUUCUACGCUCUGGGGAACCUAACUCUCCAGAGAAAGUGAUUGUGAUGGUCACUUCCAGAGCUCUGCCAGUCCGCCCUGACUCAGGCUGUAUGUGCAUGUACUGCUGCGAAUCUGCCUGAGGCGGGUGGUGGGCACCCAGCCACAGGGCUCCCUGAGCACUUCUCCCCCACAAACUGGGUGACUCAUGACCAGUGAACCUUAGGGAACUUAGAACCUUAUCUUUUGUGUAAACUUGACAUACUUGGUUUUAUAAUAAAACAUUUAACUGCACAGCACAUCACUAUUAAUCUUUUCAUUUGUUAACCUUCAAUCAUGUUUAUACAAUAUUUUGUUACAUUUAUAUGUAAUGUGUGAUUUGAAAAGUUUUUUGAAAUGCAAAGUGUUCUAAACUUGAAAGGCAAUUGAAUGUAGCGUGACAGAAAUGUGAUGUUUUGCUCCUUUCAUGACCAAAGAUUCAGGGGUAGUGGACAUUUAGACUAGGAAUUAAAAUAAGAAUCUUGUAUGUCUUUCUUUUGAAGAGUUUUAAUCUUGUGCAUUAAGAAUGACUUCAGGGAUUGUUGAUUAAGAAACUUUAACGUCCUAAAUUUUAACAAGCAAAUAUAACCUUUUCUCUGGAUGUGAAGCUACAAAACAAAAGUUUUUCUUUUGCUUUUUCAAUUCAUUUCUUUCUUUCUCAUGUUACAGAAGUUUGUGAAAAUUUAUUUCAAGUAAUGGUAUCCUUGAAUAAUAUUUUCCAAAUUAAUUUCCUAUAGUGAAAUCCAGAUGUUGUCAAACAUCGCUCAAAAAAAGCAUGGGCUUCAAGAUGUCAGUACUUUACAAUAUCUGUCCUAGAGAAGGAUUUCUAAGUUAAUAGUGUGGACUCCAUUCCUUAUUUCAGUUUCUGCCCCAGGGACAGGGUCCCACCCACCCACUGCAUUGUCCCAGCAUUUAUGUCCAUUCUGGUUUUGGUGUAUGCCACCCUCCGCCCAGUUGUUUCAGAGUGGAGGUGACAUUGCUUCUUGUUCCCAGCAUUUUUGUCUAAUACCAUGCCUCACAUUUUGAGUCAGAUUACCGUCCAACUCAUCAUAUGAUUCUAAUUGAAUUUUAAAAUGCAGACUCCUGAGCUUCCAGCCAGUAGGAGUUGCAUAUUUAAUGAAGUCGGAGUAAGGAGUUGAUGGUAGGUGUGAUGAUAAAGUAAACGGCUUCAGACAUACUCUCCAUAGUAUUAUAAAAACACAUUUUCUACAACUGGGAAGAGAAAUGAGACUGCCUACAAGAUUCAGCUACAGGUUGAAAUGCAAACUUUUCUCAUUAGUUAGAGAAAGCAGAAUGCACUCCUCAUAGCUUUGAUAGAAAUACUGUUUCUCAAAGGACGUAUACUGAGUCUGUCACUUUUAAUAAUAGUGUGAUCUGUUGCUGUUUCAUGACCCUAAUUGAAUAUCCUAUGAAGGACCUUCUUAGAUAAACCCUGGAGCCAUAGAUGUACUUCACAUGAAGACACUGGGGAGAAAUUAUACCCAGGGCUACUGUACAGCUCAUUAUCCCUGCUUCUGCAUGAAGUUUCCAGAAACAUCAUCAAGGUCUCUGAGGCCAUCAGAUCCAUUCUUACAAUGCUGUCGAGAUGGGUGUCCCUAUUAAUGAAGGAAUCUGAGGAUGAGUCCAGUUUGUACAUGUUUCCAAAUAAAAUGGCUAAGUGUUCUUAUACAACUUAUGUAAGAUUUAUAUGAUGUGUGAAAUUUAUUUAAAAAUUUCAUGGUUUGAGUUAAAUUAGUAUUAAACUAUUUGAAUAUGUGAACUUUUUAAGCUGAAGAGAUAUGAUAUUCCCUUCCCUUGUAAAAAUAUAAAUUACCGAAAUUUUUCAUAUCCCAUAGAGAAUACUGACUUCCCCCCUGUAAUAUAGGACAAAAUUAUUGUACAUUGUUUGCACUACUGUAAUGUCAAGACAAAGUAUAAAAAUGUAAAUAUAAAGUUGAUUUUUAAUUCCUUUUUUAAGGGGUUUGAGUUAUUAAAUUAGGUUAUACAUGACUGGUUUAAAGUUGAGACAUGUUAUACUAAAUUUAUAUAUCACUUGGCUGGGUACUUUUGUCUUUGUCUGAUCAACAGCAUGCAAUAAGCAAUACAAAACACCAAGCCUUACAAGUUUAACAUAUUGGUUAAAGUUCUAAACAUAUCAAAUAUACAUGUGACAAAGCUAGAUUUUUAAGGAAAUGUAUAUUAUAAUGCAGGGCUCACUACUGCAUUAAACAGUGUCUUUAGAACUAGGAAAACAUUAUCUGGGGAGAAAGUUUAGGGGUGUAAGAAGUUAUAUUUUUCUAUUUUAAAAGGUUAAAUUAUUGUAUAAUUUGGAAGAAAUUGUUUUGAUUGUAGGACAAAACUAUUUCAAAGAUUUUUGUUUGAAAAAAUUAAUGUAUUUUUGUGCCUUAAUAUUCUAACUUUUAAUAAAAUACCUUCUGGAAUUUUGCAUGAAUGCCUGUUAAUAUCUACUAAGGUAUAAAUGUAUAGGAAAUAUAGAUUCCAGUAAAUUGCAGGACAUAAGGUUCUUAAGAGGUACAACUAAUUAACAAGCAUGGAAAAGUGUUCAACCUCAAUAGUGAUCACAGAAAUACAAAAUAAAGGAAUUCACAAAUUAAAUUUAAAAAU
Talpa occidentalis (Iberian mole) is the source of this 4619-nucleotide messenger RNA. RefSeq names its product transmembrane protein 87B (gene TMEM87B). The coding region runs from base 1 to 1668 and encodes 555 amino acids. NCBI's taxonomy places the organism in Eukaryota, Metazoa, Chordata, Mammalia, Eulipotyphla, Talpidae. Gene Ontology annotation, biological process: retrograde transport, endosome to Golgi. The record is from RefSeq and is a predicted model, not a curated record. Gene Ontology annotation, cellular component: Golgi apparatus; membrane. The transcript is spliced from 19 exons.